AUGUGCAUUUACCUCAGUAUUUUAAAUCUCUUGACAGUUUGGGUAAUGAUGGCUCAGCUCCAGCAAGGAGGCCCAGAGGAAAAAGAGAAGACUACCGCGUUAAAGGAUUUAUUGUCUAGAAUAGACUUGGAUGAACUAAUGAAAAAAGAUGAGCCACCACUUGAAUUUCCUGAUACUCUGGAAGGAUUUGAGUACAUGUUUAAUGAAAAGGGGCAGUUGAGACACAUAAAAACUGGGGAGCCAUUUGUUUUUAAUUAUCGUGAAGACUUGCAUAGAUGGAACCAAAAGCGGUAUGAAGCUCUUGGAGAGAUCAUUACUAAAUAUGUUUAUGAACUACUGCAAGAGGAAUGUAAAGAGACACUGCCUGUUGAUGCGACGGACAGCGAACCAAAGAGCUUUAUUUUUAUGAGCGAAGAUGCAUUAACAAACCCUCACAAGCUUUUAGUCCUAAUCCAUGGUAAGGGUGUUGUCAGAGCAGGUCAAUGGGCUAGAAGACUUAUAAUUAAUGAAGAUCUGGACAGUGGCACGCAGAUACCAUAUAUAAACCGAGCUGUCGAG
This is a messenger RNA of Apaloderma vittatum (bar-tailed trogon), 558 nucleotides long. It is a transcript of the gene ARB2A, whose product is annotated as family with sequence similarity 172, member A. The record is from RefSeq and is a predicted model, not a curated record. Gene Ontology annotation, cellular component: nucleus. The transcript is spliced from 6 exons. Gene Ontology annotation, molecular function: siRNA binding. NCBI's taxonomy places the organism in Eukaryota, Metazoa, Chordata, Aves, Trogoniformes, Trogonidae. The annotation marks the transcript as partial. Gene Ontology annotation, biological process: regulatory ncRNA-mediated heterochromatin formation.